Daphnia magna is the source of this 861-nucleotide messenger RNA. Its product is annotated as U1 small nuclear ribonucleoprotein C. The coding region runs from base 169 to 738 and encodes 189 amino acids. Gene Ontology annotation, cellular component: U1 snRNP; nucleus. Gene Ontology annotation, molecular function: pre-mRNA 5'-splice site binding; zinc ion binding. NCBI's taxonomy places the organism in Eukaryota, Metazoa, Arthropoda, Branchiopoda, Diplostraca, Daphniidae. The transcript has 5 exons. The record is from RefSeq and is a predicted model, not a curated record. Gene Ontology annotation, biological process: spliceosomal snRNP assembly; mRNA 5'-splice site recognition; mRNA splicing, via spliceosome.
UGGUCAGCAGAUGGCUUUGUAUUACAAAAGUUAGUUCUUGUGAAUAGCACUAGGUGCUGUGGGAAAUGUCCGGCAGCCGACAGCGUUAGUUUUGAGUUUCUUAGUUUCUGUUCAAAGUCUUUUGAAGAUUUCUUUACGUCAAAAAUAGUAGUUAAAUUCAUUUCUACCAUGCCAAAAUACUAUUGCGACUAUUGCGAUACUUAUUUAACUCAUGAUUCGCCUUCGGUACGAAAAACACAUUGUUCUGGAAGAAAGCACAAAGAGAAUGUAAAAUUUUACUACCAAAAAUGGAUGGAAGAUCAAGCUCAAAGUCUGAUUGACGCAACCAUUGAAGCAUACAAGAAAGGAAUUAUGAAAGGUGGUGCUGCCAUGCCACCUCCUGGAAAUCUGAACUUACCUGGAAUGCCACCAAGACCACCAGGACCAGGACCACAAAUGAUGGGUCCAGGAGGUCCUAUGAUGGGAGGUCCACCAGGUGGACCAAUGAUGGGUCCUGGAGGUCCAAUGGGUAUGCCUGGUGGUCCACGUCCACCAAUGGGCCAGAUGGGACCAGGAGGACCAAUGAAUCCUAUGGGUCCUAUGAUGAUGGGCCCUGGUCCAGGGGGACCAAUGCACCAUAUGAUGAUGAGACCAGGAAUGCCUGGAAUGCCAGGGAUGCCUGGUAUGCAACAGGGAAUGCAACCUGGUAUGCCAGGAAGACCACAAGCUCCUCAAGCACCUGGAACUCAAGCAACAUGAUUUUUCAUUGUAUUGACAUAACAUUUCAUUAAACAUAAUUUUUUCCCAACAUCGUUUCUAACAUGUAUUGCCUCAAUGUCUUUCUGACGAACACGUAUAGUUACACAUACACAUGAAACUAAG